Messenger RNA from Striga asiatica, 2107 nucleotides. NCBI's taxonomy places the organism in Eukaryota, Viridiplantae, Streptophyta, Magnoliopsida, Lamiales, Orobanchaceae. The record is from the annotation of a GenBank genome assembly.
CCUCGGUCUAGAGUUAUUUCAAUUGUGUGAUCCAGAGUUUUCCUCGGUCUUCUUGUAUUAUAUGUUCAAAUCCUUACUGCAAAGAUUGAAUUUUUAUUUAAAUUUUCUUUAUCAUUUUUUGUCAAUUCACACCAACGGAAUGCCUAUUCGAAUCAUAUUCAUUCAAAUUUCUCUUAUCAACCAUAUUUCUACUCGUUUCUUCAAUUUUGUAAAGACAAUUGGAAUCAACUUGAUCCAGUGUGUCCCUGAAGAACCGGAUCUGAUUGAUACAAAAGCCCGUGCAACACCUAGGCACAAAAGAGAUCUCGACUAAGCUGAAGACGAUGUUGUCAACCCAAAGCCACCACCUGGUGCCAAAAACAGCGUCGGGUGGACACCACUGUAUAGUGAACUUAUAGGAUGCUCAGGAAUGUCUCGAAAUGAUUGAAAAGUACCAAAAAAAAAAACCACAUUGGAUGGUGAGGACCUCUCUGAUUUCAGGAAUUUGAGUUUCCGGAGAUGAGUUCGGGUUCUCCUGAUUCGUCAAAUCCUCAGGAUAUCAAAUCUGCAGAAACAAAAAUGUCAACUUCAAUGCAAUCUGCACCAGAUAAUUCUGAACAUGAUGCACCUUCUAAUUUUUCGGCUUCUGGCAUUUCAACUUCGACGAAAAAUCUUAAAAUUUCCAAGCCAUUUGUUGGUUGCCAUUUUCACGUCUCACUUGUGGGUUUGGGUUGCGCUCAUCUCCAAAAUCUCCUCAGUCAGAAGGAAGCUCAGCUGAACCUUCACCAACUGCGCAAUCAGGUUUUAUUGGAACUAUAACGAAAGGAUUGGUUGACUCGUCCAAGAAUGCAGUGAAGGCUGUGCUGGUUAAAGCUCGGCAUGUUGUAUCUCAAAAUAAACGAAGAUAUCAGGAAGGAGGAAUUGAUUUAGAUAUGACUUACAUCACGGAGAAUAUUAUUGCUAUGGGCUUCCCUGCUGGUGAUAUGAGCUCUGGAUUUUUGGUUAUGUUGAGGGAUUUUAUCGGAACCACAUGGAGGAAGUAAUUAAGCUCUUUGAAACUUACCACAAGGACAAGUACAAAGUGUACAACCUUUGUUCUGAAAGAUUGUAUGAUGCAUCGUUAUUUGAGGGAAAGGUGGCUAGUUUUCCUUUUGAUGAUCAUAAAUUCAACUAAUCAUAUCAUUUUGCCAAAGUGCAUAUUCAUGGUUGAAAGAAGAUAUUGAGAAUGUGGUGGUUGUGCAUUGUAAAGCUGGAAUGGCUAGGACAGGAUUGAUGAUUUCCAGUCUUCUUCUGUAUCUGAAGUUAUUCCCUACCGCUGAAGAAUCAAUUGACUACUACAAUCAGAAAAGGUGUAUUGAUGGGAAAGGGCUUGUUCUGCCUAGUCAGAUUGUGAAUGCAUGCUUAGAGGAUUUCGGCUGCACAGAUGUCCAUACUGGAUUAAACCUUCCAUUACAGUAUCUGACCAUAAUGGUUACUCUCUAUCUAUAUGUGUGUUCUCUUUUCAACAAAGAAGCAUCCAAGAACCAAAGAUUUGUCGGUGAGUUGUUCCUUCUAGCACAGAGUUUCUGUCAGCGAAUUAUUUAUUUUGAUGUGACAGCCGUAUACUCGGAAAGUUUGAUUAUUAAACAACCCAAGGUUGAAUAUGACAAAACAGCUCAGAAAACACUGAAAAACAACCAGCUUUGGGGUUCGUUUUCCUCUUUAUUCUUCAGAUUUAGCUGAGUUGAAUAUAUCUUUCGGUUUCUGAUCCUUUCUGAUCACCUUUUCUCUUUUUUUCUCAUUUGGCAUUUGUUGGAACUAGAGGCAGAUCUCAAGUGAAAACAUACACAAGACUGAUUGCUCAUUGAAUUACAUUGCAAUAUUUCACUGCACAAGACAAUAUAAUAUCCAAGGCUGUCUGGCAUUACAAAGCAUAUAACUAGAAUUUUUUUUCUUGUUGGGACUUCAUAAUUGCUUCUCUAAACUUGAUUCUUUCAUUUCUAAUGGAUAUUUAAAUUGCAGAAAAAGCCAAGAUACGUGUCUGGAAUCACAGAAGAUACUAUGUGACUCUAAGAAUUUUUUAUUUUGCUUCUUACUUACCCUUCUUCAUUGCCUCUUUCUUUAGAAAGAAAUAUAUAUAUAUAUAUAU